This is a messenger RNA of Cooperia oncophora, 432 nucleotides long. The record is from the annotation of a GenBank genome assembly. NCBI's taxonomy places the organism in Eukaryota, Metazoa, Nematoda, Chromadorea, Rhabditida, Trichostrongylidae.
CUGGUGCAGUUUAUACAAUCACAACACUUCACCAGGCAAAGGUUACCACUAUUAGUAUACGAAUUUCCUUCAGUUACAGUAAUCCGAUUUCAGGGCAUAGCUGACCUUUUCUACAUUGCGUGUUAUACGGUGUUUAUCGUGCUCGCUACCGUAGCUACUGAUCGAGAAGUUGAUCAUUUUUUCGAGUAUACGGUAGCCAAUAUAAGCUAUAAGGCUCUUUAUUACACACUGAGCUUGCGGUGUUUCGGUGUGACAUUGAUCUCAGUUCAACGAUAUCUGUGCAUAUGCAAGUGGAAUACUUACUUUAAUGAGGUUGUGGCUUUGACUCAUUGGACGGCUUCUUUACUAUUUGUCAUUCCGAUUUUUACUAUGACUUCCAUACGCUUUGGCUGCGUUUGUAAAAAACUUGUUGCUAUGGAUCCGAUGGACUUC